Molecule: messenger RNA, 3085 nt
Organism: Dentiscutata erythropus
Lineage: Eukaryota; Fungi; Glomeromycota; Glomeromycetes; Diversisporales; Gigasporaceae
Source: the annotation of a GenBank genome assembly
AUGAACUGCCCAGAUAAAGUCAAAAAACUUAAGAAACUUAUAGUAAAAACAACAAACUAUAAAGGAAUAGUAACCAAAGUAUUGGAAGAAAAACCAAAAGAAGUCAAAAAAGAAGAAGAAAUUUCAAAACAAAUUAAAAUAAAAACAGAAGUAUCACCAAUACUUAAGAAAAGCCUAAAUCUAACGGUACAACAAGCAACAGACCUAUACGUGUAUUUAGAAUUUAAAAAGAAAUUCAAUCAAGGAACUUUACCUAUAAAUAAGUUACCAUACUUAAUAAAUAAAGCAAAACAAUAUAACGAACCACAAGAAGUUUUCCAAGAAUAUUUUAAUAAAUAUCCAAAUCCACCAUCAGACGAACAUAAAGAAAAAUUACAAAAAAAGCUCAAAGAAUUUGAUCAAAAAAUCGAAAAAUACUUAAACGGAAAUUUAAUAAACAAAAGAACUCCCAUACAAGAAACAAAAAGAGUCUAUAACCUCAAGAAAAAAGAAUUUAGAAAACAAAUCUUCAACUACAUUGAAGAAGAAAAAGUAGAUCCAGAAAACUUAACUGACAAAGAAAUAACAACAUACUUAGUAUACUCAUUAGUAACGGCAGAUAGAUCAAAAGUUAAAGCAAGCUUAGAAACUAUUUCAAGAAAAUCAUUCAACGUUAGAAACUGGUUAAAACAUACUCAGUCAGUAAUAGAAUUUGAACCACCAAAAAACUUAAAAAGACUAACAUCCUUAAUAUCAGAAUUUGAUGGAGCAAUUGAAAAAUAUAAAGAAUGGAGAAAUCAAUUAGAAAAUGCAUUCAAAGCAUUAAAAUUAGGAGACCUAAUUAUAUUUGGAAGAUACUCUGGAACACCUAAAAAGGGAUACACAUUAAGAGGAAGAGACUACGUCUCAACAGCAAAUAGAGCAAAUGAAUAUAGGUGGAGUACCGAAAUAAUGCAAACAGUAUUUGCGAUAGUAAGAACAAAAUUAAGAAAAGAUGCAUUAGAAGUAUUUGACACAGAAAUAUCAACUAUAAAUUGUUAUUUUAGAUCCAACUUGGAUAACACAAAUGAUUUAAAAGAUGCAGAAAAUUAUCCAAUAAGAGGAAUAAACUACUUACAAGCAGCAGGAAACUGGCAUGCUUCAGCAAUAGCAGAAGGAACAAGAAUAAACCCACAUGUUACAGAUGCAACACAACAAAAAGGAUUUAGAGACGUAUUUGAUAAAAACUUCACAAGAGACUCAGUACAAUCAUUAAACCAAAAAGAAUUUCUUAAAUUCAAUUUUUAUAAGAAUUUAGACUGGAGUGAUGACUCAGGAUUAAGGAAACAAAUCAACCAAUAUAAAAAACUUAAACAAUUGUCAAAUUGGCAAUGGGCCCCAAACUUCUUUGGAGGAAACUACAUGUAUUUAGUAGAAAGAAUGCCUAAAAAUAUAGCUCAGCAAAUUACAUUAACAAAUCCAGUACCAAAUAAUGAAGAAGACUUCUUCAGAAGAGCCGAUGCUCUAUUCAGAGCAACAAGAGUAACAAUGGAUAUAAUGGAAAAAUCCAAAAAUGAAAAAACAAAUCAUUAUUCCCAAAGAAGUCAAAAAAUAAAUAACGUGCAAACAGAGCAACCUCAAAAAGGAAAAUGCUACUCAUGUGGACAAAUAGGACACUUUGCAAAAGAAUGCCCCAGACGAAAAGGAAAAGAAGCAUAUAAUAGAGUACAAUCAACUUACAAAAACUAUAAUGGAAAACAAAGGAAAACCUUUGUCAGAAAAUAUUGUUCAUACUGUGGAAAAGAUAAUGAAUACCAUACCAAAACAUGUCCAAACAAUAAUGCUAACUAUUACGAAGGAAAAAGAGCAAAAGGACCAACACCUAUGGUUCAUAAAUACAACAACUUCAAAAGCAAUAGAGGGAAAGAAAGACCUCAAUAUAAUAGUAAUAGAAAUAAUGGAAGAAGACCGCAAAAUAAUACAAGGAAAUCUUUCACAAGAAAAAGAGUUAAUAAUUACAAAGAAGAAAAACAAUCAGAAAAAGUAUAUAAUUCUGAAAGAAAAAAAAGAAAUGAUUACAAAUCUAAAGAAAAAAGUUCAUAUAAAAAUGACAAAAGGAAAGUAAAUCAUUAUGAUGAAGAAAAUAAAGAAUAUAACAGUGAUGAAGAAAUAGAAAGAUCUCAUAGUCAGCACACAAAUUCUGAUGAAAUCACCCAACUUGAUACCACAAAUCAGCUAAAAAUACAUUCAACAAAGAGCAAAUCACAUGCAACUAGUUACCUUGCUCGAAAAACUAGUGACCUAGGCAAAAGCGAAAAAAAACCUGCCGUUGCGCACUGUAAAGAUGAACCUACAAAACAGGCAUUAUAUGAAAAACAUAAAGAAUUUUUAGAAUCUCAAUUAGAAAAAAAAAAAGAAGGAAGAAGUACUUACAAACCAUACGAACAAUAUGAUGUGCCUAGAGAUAAACAAUUUGUUAAAGAAAAUAAACAAAUUGGAAUAAAAAUACCACAUUCACCCACAGACGACGUAUUCUUAAAUGAAAGAUUAUCACAAGCUUCUAGAAGGAAUGAAGACAUUCCUCAAGGAGUAUUACCAAAAGUAACAAGAUUCUUAGAAGACGUAGGACAAGGAAUUAAAAAUAAAUUUACAUCUAGACCAACAACACCUUCACCAUUAAGUCAACAUACCUUAAGUUAUACACCAUCACCAGAUCCUUAUGAAAGAAAACAACAAAGAUAUAAAAGCCCAAGUCUUAGCUUAAAACAUACAGACCAAAUUUCUAAUGAAAAAAUAGAAGAAAUAGAGAUACCAUAUUAUGAUAAUGUGUAUAAUGAAGGACAAUCCUCAACCUACAGACCAGUACAUGAUACUUUUAGAGGACAAACAUAUACUAUGUAUGUACCUGAAACAAUAUACCAAGAAUUAGAGGAAUUCAAAGAAGAAAAAUUAAGUGAACUAGAAGCACAAUUAGAAGCAGAUUUAGAAGAACAUCGUAUUGAAAGAUUUGGACAAGAAGUUGAGAAUCAACUUAAAGAAAAUAAAGAAGGAUAUGGAAUAAAUGAUGAUGAAGAAUAUAAUCAUAUUUUAUUAAAUAAUCUAACUAUACGACAAAAAAAGAAAAAUA